AUGUCCGCCUCCUUGGACGAGUUUGUCCACUGGGACGAGGCGGCCGCUGCCAUUGGUGACACCGCCGAUUUCCAGCUUGACGCUGAGAACCUCGACCUGGUCCUCGAAAACGUCGACGACGAUGACUUUGGCUUCUCUGCCCUACAGCACUACUCUGGUGACGCAAACCUGGACCUCUUUGCCAUCCCCGAUGCCAUCAUGUCUGUCGAGCACCAUCACCCCAUCUCCGCCGAGGAGGAGGCCUGGUACGAGACGCCCCAGGUCGCUUGCGCGCACUGCGCCGGCGGCGGCUUCUCCUGCAAGAAGAUCCGCGAGGGUAACUACAAGGGCUACUGCACCAGCUGCGUUGCCCUCCGCGUCGAGUGCAGCUUUGCAGGUACCGCCGCUUUGGCUACCGCCAAGGCCGCUGCAGAGCCGUCAGCCGCCUUCCCUCCCAACCCCUGGCCUGUCAUGGGCCAGCACCCAAACGCCAUCUUCUCGACCUUUGCCCCCCCGGAUGGCGCUGCUGUGCCUGCUCCAGCUGCCGCUCUGGCCCCGGUUGCGACUUCUCAGCCCGCCGAGGUCAAUGGCAUCAUUGCCCCGGUGCCCGUUGCGCCGCCCAAGAUUGGCGCUCGCUUCUCCCGUGAAUCUGUCCGCAUUCUCAAGAACUGGCUCUCUACCCACACCAGACAUCCGUAUCCUAGUGAAGAGGAAAAGGAGAUGCUGCAGCGCCAGACUGGUCUGAACAAGACCCAAAUCACAAACUGGCUUGCCAAUGCUCGCCGCAGAGGCAAGGUCCAGCCUCCCCGAUCAGUUUCACCCAACAUCAGAAACUGGUCCACGCCCGGCUCAAUGGACAUUCCACAGCGUCGUGGAACACCAGCUCUGGAAGCCAUGAACCCCCUGCAGCGUUGGCAGGUCUCUCCUCCGGAACACGAACCCGCCUCGGUCAGCGCCAUUGCCAGGGCCGUUACGGCUUCGUCUUCCGCCCUCUCAUCUGGGCUCAACUCACCAUAUAGCUUCAACUACACCGACGACGGCUCCAACAGAUCGCUGUGCAAGGAGUCUUCGGCAUCCAGUGUGGGAACCUCGCAGUCUAGCAAUGGAUCAUUUGGCUCGGCAUACUCUCACGGCUCCAGACACUCUUGGGGCUCAUUCGGCUCGGCACCCUUCAACAGCCGCGGCCGCCGUCGCCGCCGUCGCAGGGGCGCCACCAAGCCCGACGGCAGCGCGAAUCCUGCUGCGCCGUUGAAGACGUUCCAAUGUACCUUCUGUACCGAAACGUUCAGAACAAAGCACGACUGGCAAAGACACGAGAAAUCGCUGCACUUGUCUCUCGAGCGCUGGGUCUGCACCCCCGAUGGGCCUCGCGUCUUGAACCCGGAAACGGGACAAAUGUCGUGCGUAUUUUGUGGCAUCGCCAACCCGGAUGACGCGCACAUUGACUCGCACAACCAUUCGGCCUGUCAAGAGCGCGCCAUGGAGGAGCGCACAUUCUACCGCAAAGAUCACCUGAACCAGCACCUUCGAUUGGUUCACAAUGUCAAGUUCUUGGACUGGGCGAUGAAGCCGUGGAGGAUUGCAACGCCCGAGAUUCGCUCCCGCUGUGGGUUCUGCGGCAUCGUAAUGGAUUCCUGGACUAUUCGCGUAGAUCACCUUGCCGAGCAUUUCAAGACUGGUUAUUCCAUGGCUGACUGGAAGGGUGACUGGGGUUUCGAAGUGCCCGUCCUCGACAUGGUCGAAAACUCCAUCCCACCCUAUCUGAUUCAUCAUGAGCGAACGUCGCCUAUGCCCUAUGUUGCCCUCCAGUCUCCACCGGCCUCUCCGCGUAAUGCGUACGAGCUCAUCAAGCUGGAGCUCGCCAACUUUGGCUCCUCGUACUGGGAGCAGUACGGCAAGCCCCCGACCGACGACGAGCUUUGCCUCGAGGGUUGCCGUAUCAUUUUCGCCUCCGAGUUGCUGUCCAUCCAGGGUAUCGCCACCCAGGUGUCCUGGUUGCGUGACAUUGUUAUGAACGACGAGGAGAUUUCCCGCAAGGCCAAGUUUGGGCCCCUUCGCCGUGCCGCCGAGCUGCAGAGCCUCAAGAUUAACGGCAAGGACAAUCUUUUCGAGGAGUGUCCGAUGGAGAUUCAACUGCAUCAGUUUGUCAAGGCCAAGAGGUUGCUGGGCUUGAUUGCCAUGGACGACGAGCUGCAGGAAGAGGCGUGCCGGAUUGUUGGGCGUGUCGAAGAAAUGUGCACCCAUCCGUCCGAGGCUGUUGCUAACUGGCUGCUUCGGCUCAUCAAGCGGUCGACUUCUUGGCUAUCUACCUUCCGACGCCGCGCGCAUUUGCCCCGGACAGAAGACAUUAAGAGCGACACCAUUCGCUCCAAGGACCUCACCUCAAUCGACUCGACGAUCCACAGCUAUUCGAGGCUGGAGCGUGAGCUUGGUGACUACUUGAAGGCCCAGCGCAGCUUGGGCAAGGACCCCUCGGACGAGGAUCUCCAGCGCCAAGCGCGUCUUAUUAUCUACGAAUUCGACGACGGGUGGAACCAGACGGCAGCCGACAACAUGCAGUGGCUAGACGCUUUCAAGGAGCGACAUCCCCUGGCGGAACAGACGCCAGGUAGAGCGGAAAAGACAUCCCCGGAACAGUCUGACCAAACCACAGCCGUUGGGUCACCGAGUUCCCAGUGGGCGACGCAGAGCAAGCGGCGGCCGAGCGUUGGAAGCCCCUCAAAGAAUGUCGAGUUUAUCCCAUUCGGCAAGCCCAGCAGCACCCCGUCAUUCUUGAACGACGCAAACUGCUACCGCCGUCUUGCCAAGGAGCUGAAGCGCUGGGUCGUGUCCGCCAUGUCGCCCAACAACCCCAACCGCCACGUGCCGACGGACGAGGAGCUGCGAUACCAAGCGCGCUGGAUCAUCUACGACGGCGACGACCCGUGGAACCAGACCGCCGCGGACAAUGCCGAGUGGCUGCAGCGUUUCAAGCGCGACGUGGGCAUCACCAAGGACGGCGGGCCCGGCCUGCCUGAGAGCUACGCGUGGGCGACGGAGCAAGGCGGCACGGGCUUCGCGCCGCCCUACGCAUGCCCCAAGUCGGAAGGCGGCGGCGGCGGCGGCGGCGGCGUGGACCCGUUCGCGGACAGCGUGCCGGUGGCGAUGCGCGACGGCGCCAAGGCCGUCAUGGCCGGGCCGACGGCCGCCAACAGCUUCCUGGACGCGCUCGCGGCGCCGCACGCCAGACCCGCGCGCGUCUUUUGCUUGCGCGAGCUCGAGGCCGGCCUGCUGCGCUUCGCCGAGGGCCACGCGCUGGCCAGUGGCGGCCUGGCGCCGGACGACGCGGCGCUGAGGGCGGAAGCGAGGCGCAUCAUGCGCACGGACUACACGGCCGCGGACGACGAUCAGCUGCUGGGCAAGUUCAAAGAACUGAUGCGCGAAAAGAUGCCGUUCCUGAGGGCGGAGGCUGCGGCGGAGGCGGAUGCGGAUCUGGAUCUAGAUAUGCUGCUGCUGGGGCAGGAUGGGAUGGACUUUGAGCUGGUGCCGGACUUUAUGAGCAGUGCUGUCAUUGGCACGGACGGAGAGGAUGGCGGUGCGCCGCUUUUUUAA
Molecule: messenger RNA, 3570 nt
Organism: Cordyceps fumosorosea ARSEF 2679
Lineage: Eukaryota; Fungi; Ascomycota; Sordariomycetes; Hypocreales; Cordycipitaceae
Product: Homeodomain-related protein
Exons: 2
Coding region: 1-3570 (1189 amino acids)
Biological process (GO): regulation of DNA-templated transcription
Molecular function (GO): DNA binding
Source: RefSeq, a predicted model, not a curated record